This is a messenger RNA of Drosophila hydei, 1668 nucleotides long. RefSeq names its product transmembrane protein 164. The transcript has 5 exons. The coding region runs from base 334 to 1305 and encodes 323 amino acids. The record is from RefSeq and is a predicted model, not a curated record. Lineage: Eukaryota; Metazoa; Arthropoda; Insecta; Diptera; Drosophilidae.
UGCAGCCGCAUUUACAGUAGACGUUGCAACGCGUUUUGUUUUUCGCUCCCAAUAUAAAUUUCCAUUUAUUUUGUCGUGGCUCUUUUUCAAUUCGAGGCAAUUCACAAUGCAAUUUCAUAAGUGAGCUAGUGCAUAAAUAUAAAUAAAUCAAAAAGUGCUCUCAUAUAAACACAAAUGUGUCUAAAGUAGAAAAAAAGUGGGUUCAGGUAUCGCGUAGAGCUUUUUGAGCAAUCACGUGGCCGUGUGUAUUAAUAGCGAUACGCAAGAGUGUAAAAUUAUUAACAUUCCUUGGAGCGUUGAGGCCAGAGCAAGACACAGACACAUUGAGGCAAAAUGGAUUGGAACUGGGACUGGGCUGUGGGUGGCAUUACUGAUGAAAUACCCAGGACAACGGGACCCGAGUGCAUUAACUAUAUGACCGAUCGACGACGCUGGACCGAAACGGCACUGCUCUCGGCCGUGUUCAUCUAUAUCAUGCAUGGAUCGUGGAAGCGCUUGGCUCCCAUACGAUUGCCGCCCACACACGAGAUCCAGAAGCCGCACAGUCCGCUGCGUCUGCUGCUGCUCAUUGCCAUGUCCGUGAUCUUUGGCAUCGAGAUGGGCUUCAAGCUGUCCGGCGGCUCGAUGAUCUUUGCACUGAAUCCUUGUCAUGUGCAAACGUGUCUCCAGAUCUAUCUGCUGGCUGCCAAGCCCACGAAGACAACAACCGCCUUGUUUCGCAUUCAGAUGAGCAAUUUGAAUGGACCUUUCCUUGCCUUCUUAUUUCCGGAGGUGGAGGGUCGCACCUAUCCCUUCGAGCAGGCCACCUACUGGAUACAGCAUGCUCUGCUCUACCUUAUACCCAUAUACAUCUUGAGAAGUGGCGCCUACACCAUCGAGGAUCUGGGCGACUUCAAGUGGUCGAAAAUAGGCACCGCCUUCAUGCUCUUCUAUCAUUUUGUGCUGCUCUCGCCGCUUUCCAUACUGACUGGCAUCAACUUGGAUCACAUGCUGUGCGCAGCUAUGUCGGAUCCGUUCCAGGGCCAGAACUACAGACUGUUUGCCUGCUGUCAUCAGGCGCUGCUUUGUCCGCUGCUCAGCAAGGGCACCGCCCUGAUCUUUGGCUCGAGGAAGUGCCGCGCCAACGAGAAUGGCGUGCACAACAAUGCUGUUGCCGAGGGUUGUGAGACUUAUAUGCAGACGGGAUCGGGAUCGGUAUCGGGAUCGGAUCGUGCGCUAUAUCAUCAGCUGCCGGCGCAGCAGGAGUAUAUGUCGGCAGAGUCAAUAACGGCUGAGUACACCAUGCCGACCACCAAGAUUGACUAGUACAGCGCUGACAAGGGCAGCAGGAUAUGUCUAAGUCGAGUAUACCCGUCAAUUUAUAGACUCUUAUUUGAACUAGCAGCAACAGCAAGAGUUGUGGCAUGGCUUCUCCUGGAGCCAGUGACACUUUGUAGCUAGUCUAGUUUGGAGCUGUUGCGAAACAAAAAGCAGUUAAAGUGUAUAUAAUAUUCAGAUUAAGAUUUAUGCUCAUUGAGGUUUGCUUCAAAUGAAAUGAAACAGUUCGAGUGGUUCUAACUUGUUCAAUUAUAUUGCAAUUUUACAUUUGAUUUUUGGUGUAAAAUCAAAAGGCAUACAAUAAUAUGUACAUUUUUAAACGUAAGCGCCCUUUAAAAAUUAAAUAAAUAA